This is a messenger RNA of Cryptotermes secundus, 8705 nucleotides long. RefSeq lists its product as uncharacterized. Lineage: Eukaryota; Metazoa; Arthropoda; Insecta; Blattodea; Kalotermitidae. The record is from RefSeq and is a predicted model, not a curated record. The transcript has 10 exons. Bases 356 to 2566 code for a protein of 736 amino acids.
UUUUGAUUGUAGAAGUAUAUAAAUAUGCACACAUUAUGUACAAAUAUAUGAAUUGUGAAGAAAUAAGUUGGUGAAAAAUUGGAAAGACUCUUUAAACUGAACAGGAAUGACCAGAAAUAUUUUUUUACGAGAUUUCAGUUGUGACACACACGAUGCACGCACGUGCACACAUUGGCUGCAGGAGGGACAUGAGUGGGAAUCACCGGAGUGCUCUGCAGUUGUUAGCGUUGUUUGUCUGUAGUGGAUGGAAGGAGGUGGAGAAGAUAAUUUGAAUAUAACGUGGCUUGCAGUAGAUUUGGAAAAGAAAUUUCCAUAAAGGCACUAUUGAAGAGACAGAAGCAAAAACCGCAGUGCAAUGAAGGGUUUAUUGAUACAAGAUGAUGAUGAGCAGCUGUUCAAUGUUUGUCUACACCCUGUUCUCUAUCGUUACUAUAAAGAAAACUUGAAAGAAAUUCGCAGAAUGGUGAAACAGCAGGGUGCUGGAUUUUGGAUACAGUUUGUUACAUCUUUCCGCUCUUUCAUCUCAAAUUUUGAUCCGGGUAUAACUAAUGGAUGUGAAAGUCAUGAAGAAGAAUUUAUUGAUAUGCUAAAAAUGCUUACAACAGAGAACAGCUUCACAGCAUUCAUUUCAGUAAUUGAGUCGCUCCAUAGACUGCUUGUAUUGGUUGCUUCACAGCGUGGGUACUUCAUGAUGGCUGCACAAAUUAUGAGAGCACAUGCAAUAUCAGGUUUCCAUAAGCCACUUGACACAGUUCCAUUGUACAUAAGAUUUGUGGGUUCCGUUGUGGUACUAUAUCAACGUUGGAAACAUGCCCCUCAAAUCAGGUCACGCACUCCUCCAGCAAAAUGGAGUCCCCCUGCUCACUGGAGUCAACAGAAUGGCCAUGGUCCAAGUUUGUAUGAAUGCUACCUUCAUGAUCGUUGGGGAGAUAAAUUGUACAGAAUGAUUUGCAUGGACAAGGACUUGAUGAAGUUCUUUAAAUCACAUGAAGGUGAUUCCACUAGUGCUUCAAGUAAAAAUCAAAACAAAAUGGACAGUACCUACACCACAAGACCAAGGAGAAAUCGAAAAAGAGGUCAUAGAAAGAGAAAGGGUGGUGCAAAACGGCCUAGUGGCAUUCAGAAUGAGACUGUGGUAGAUAAUGACAGAGAAGAGACUGAUUCACCUGGUGCCAAAGACAGAUUUAAUGUAGAACAUAGUGCCAGAGAUGGAAGUAAUGCUCAAACUCAAAAUAAAAGUAGCAGUAUCAGGCAGGAACAAGAACCUGGUCCUUCAGCAGCCACUAGUAAUAAGACUGAACAAACUGACACGUUUAAGUACGGCAGGCUUUUCAAUUUUGGCAGGAGGAAAACACAUGAAGAAUCAGAUGGCAGUAAUGUGAAACAGAAUGCUCAAGAAAGAGAUGCAUCAUUCUGUGAAGCUGAACGGAGUGGUACUGUGAAUGUGACACAAAAAGAUUCCACAUUCAGGUACGAUAAACUGUUUAAUUUCAAUAAAAAGAGACAUGUAGAUGGAAAAGAGACUGAUUCACCUUGUGCCAAAGACAGCAGAUCUAAUGUAGAACAUAUUGCCAAAGAUAAAGGUAAUGUUAAAACUCAAAAUAAAAGUGGCAGUAUCAGUCAGAAACAGGAACAAAAGAAGGAACCUGGUCCUUCAGUAGCCACUAGUAAUAAGAAUGAACAAACUGACACAUUUAGGUAUGACAGACUUUUCAAGUUUGGCAAGAGGAAAACAUAUGAUGAAUCAGAUGGCAGUAAUGUGAAACAGAAAGCACAAGAGAGAGUUGCAUCAUUCUGUGAAGCUGAACAGAGUGGUACUGUGAAUAUGACACAGAAAGAUCCCACAUUCCGGUAUGAUAAACUGUUCAGUUUCGAUAAAAAGAGAGAAGCAGAUGGAAAUUCAGGGGGUGAAAGUGCUGCAAAAAAUAAACAAAAAGAAAAGGAACAUAUUUCUGCACAAAAAGGAUUACCAAUUGACAUAGAUGUGACAGGUAAAACUGCUAAGAGUUGCUUUUUCAGGUAUGACAGACUUUUCACUUUCAGUAACAAGGAACGUACUGAUCAGCCUGAUAGCAAAGUGGAUGCAAAUGCUGCUGGAGAACAUAUUGAAAUAAAAACUCAUCAAAAGAAAGGAAAUGUUCCUUCCACUACAGAUAAAGAACCAGCCUCUUACCACAGUGAUACUGCAGACUCAUUUAGGAGCAGUACUGAUGACCCAUAUGGAUGUGAUUCAAAGACUGAAAGUGAAGAUCCAAAGGAGGAUUAUAUUGGCUCUGAUAGAUUUUACAGAGGGCCAAGUUACCAUGCACAUUACAAGAACAGAGUGCCACAGCCAGUAUGGAAAUUUUUAAUGCAGAAAUGCAGGAACUGCAAUAUCCUGGAGAAGUACCCUGGAAUGUAUCAGGCAUGCAUGCGGUGUAUAUCAGAGGAAGUGCAGGAACCAAACAUAUAUUGUGGAGAACACUGUGGGCGUAAGUAUGAAUUUGACUCUUGGGCUCUUACAGUAGUUUUGAUCAUUUUCUUUAAUACAAGUCAUUUUGAUGAACAUAAUGCCUAUAUCAAUUGAUAUAAGGUUAUUUCCUGUUGUAAAGGGAAUCUAUGUGUUACUGAGUGAGAGACUGACAUACAAAUACCAUUGCAGCUGCUGAGUUCAUUGCUAGAAGUCACUUGACUCUUGUCUGACACAGUAAAUCUGUCGUAGGUACUGUCUUGUCUUAAUGUCUAGCAUUUCAAAUGUGAAAAAAAGAAAGCAUUCAUCAAAACUCAACAAAAAGUUUGGUUUUCACAUUUUAUAUUCUGUAUCACAAAAAAUUACUUUUGAUCGUCACGUAUUCAGCCAUGUUACAGCCUAUAUUGUUUGUUAACAAUAAAUCUUGGAUUAUUUGUGAUUGUGAAAGAGACCCAAAACAGUGGAUAACGGAAAAAAUCAUGUUAUCUCACACCGACUGUCAUUUUUAUCAAUAUCUGGAAUUUAUAUAUUUUUAUCUGAGAAUGAGACAAUUUUUAUCAUGUCAUUUUAAAAUUUCUGACAUAUCCUAGUAUCUCUAUAGAUGUGGUUAGUUUUGCACACAAGACACAACCUUAUUAUGGAAAUUAAGUUAUCAUGCAUAAGGCUGGCUUGAAAGAACCAUCAGAUGGUUUCACAUAAUGGUAACACUGCACUUUCAUUCAAGAGGUGUUCACUUAGCCUUUUGCCCAAGGUACUGCCUAACAAGAGUUUUGUUGUUUCAUCAGCCCAUUCAGGCAAAUACCUGGAUAGUAUCUCAAGCCAUGUCACUUCCUUCCAAAUCCUUUCCAGUUCAUCCAACUAUUUGACACUAUAAAAACAGCAACUGAGUCUUGGAAUAACUAUCCAUGGCUCCCUCCUCUACUCCAUGGAAAUGUAUGUAGGUAUACACAGCUUCAGGAGACUUGUGGUUGGUUAAAUUCCAGCUGCCAUCAGCAGUAACAUAUCACAAUGACAUAACCAGACGAGUAGUUACAGGACUGUAUCUGUGCCAUGUUUGACCAUAACAGAGCGCUAAAUUGGUGGUGUGGUAUUUUUAAUGUACAAGUAUCAGUCGACACAAAGUUCUGUAAAAAAUGAACCAAUACUACUGUGUUUGUAUUCGUUUGUGUGGAAAUACUGGGUCAUCAUUAGGCAGUUAUUACAUGAAUAUGGCACUCAUUAUUGGGUUGUUUACUGAUAUGGAUCCGGAUCAGUGAUUUAUAAAUUUUUUGUUAGGUUUUUAUAUAAUUUCAGUUGUUAAAUUUAAAUUCUAAAAAUGUACAUUUCAUUAAAAAUAAAAUACCAAUACAUAAGACUUAAUAUUUGCAGUUCUUCUGAUUAUUUUUGGGCCAAAAUGGUGUAUGUCCUUAUAGUAUGGGGCUUUCUUAGGAGUUGGCCUUGUUCUUUUUGAUUUCUUAGUAUAUCUAGAAGCAUAUUAUCAGCAUGUUAUUCCAUUUAAAAUUCAACUUCAUAUUACAAUUACAAUUUAAAACAUGGAAUUUUAAAUUUAAAUUCUUCUGUCUACUUUUAUCAUUCUAUAAAAUGAUGUAUGUUGUAUAGUAGGAGGGCUUCCUGAGAUUCGGAGUAGUUGUUUCUAAUUUCUUAGUGUAUCUACAAUAUUGUGUGAUGAUCUGUGUGGUGAUUUAUUCUAUUACUUCUUCAGAAUGGUUUGAGCAACUUUGAUGGAACCAUUUUAUGUGUUAUGUUGUAUCUUAUAUGGGAGUGCCCCAUCUUCCUGUUGUCAUUCCCUCGGUAUGGUUCUGUCUGCACUAGUGUGUAAUAAAUUCAUCGUCACUGCAAUACUGUUUAUAACAUGUUACAGUUAUUCCUUAUGUACAGCUAGUUCAUUAUUGAUACCACUUUGUAAUACAUAACAGUUCAUAUAGUGUGUAUAACACUUUGCAACUCUCUAUUCUUUCAGGUACUCACUGGUGGAAGCAACAUCACACUGAUCACAAAUAAACAUUUAGUAAUACACAUGCAACAUUUAUAAAAUGAUUCUAAGUGCAGUUAUCUUUCUCUUUAGAUCUAAUCACAUAUAACAUCUGAAAUUCAUAAAAGAUGUUUGAACUGUGUUUUUAUUGAUACAGUGUUUGAAAUAAGUUUUAUAAAAUAUGAUAUUUUUGUAUUACUGUGUGCUAAUCCAUGCAGUAUUGUUUUAAAUAUGUACACAAAAUAUGGGGUCUUAAUGGAAAAUUCAACAUUUAUUGUAAUUUGUUAUCUGAUGAGAGUUUGUAAUAUUCUAACAAGUCACAUACCCUGUGCUCAGUUACAUAAACAGAGUUCAUUAAUUUGUUUUUAAAACACUAUAUUAUCAUUUGCAUUUAAAGUAUAUACAAAUUUAUAUGUAUUCUAUAAUAAUGUGAUGGGCAGUACAGUGUUUCAGAAUUGUUAAAUGUGUUCAUUCUCACAACUUUAGUUAAUGAUUUUGUAAUAUGUACUGUUUAUAAUCACAGCUGAUUUAAAACCUCGAGUUGAUGUUGAUCCUGCUCGUGGGUAUUUGAAUCAUGCCAACAUUUCACAGGAACACACUGCCUCCAUCUCGAGGAUGAAAGUGAGUAGGAUGAAUGAGUAUGCCACAUAUCUGUACUGGUUCGGACUGGGCAGUAGCUACCACACCCCACCCCUCACUUGCCCUACCUAUUUUCACCCUGAAGAUGGAGGCAGCAUAUUCCUCUGAAACGGUGUAAGUACCACAGAAGCCUAAAAUUAAUAUCUCAAGUUUAUAAGAGAUUCUGCAAAACUUUGGAACUAAGUAGCAUGUUGGAUUUUGUAUGUUUUUUAAAUAUAGCCUACUUAGUAAUAAAGUAUUUAUUUUUUAUUCUUAGGGUUGGGUUACACUGAGACCCUUGGUACUUAAGCUAUAAAUGGCCUAUUGUGCUGGCCCCAGAUGAUGUGUAAGAGAAUUGACAGGGGAAACUGAAGCACUCAGAAAAAACCUGCUGCAGUCCUUUUUGUCCACCACAAAUCCCACAUGAAAUGACAUGGGAUUUAACCAAGGCUGCUGCAGUAAGAAUCCAGCAACUGACUGCCUGAGCUGUGGCAUGUCCCUAAUAAUGUCAUACAGCAUGACCGCUCAGUCAUGCUUAGGGUGAAAUCAAAAACAUAUUAGAUUUAUAGUAGGACACAUCACAAAUACAAUAACUUUGGAUUAUAUUCAGUACCAGAUAAUUUUGGAAAGUACUGCUGCAACUACUGGUUAGCAAGUACUGUAAUUUAAACAAGUUAAAUUUAUGUAGGUCAUUAAACAUGUAAAGAGAAAUAAAGUAAUGAAAUGAGCAAUUUGAUGUUGCCAGGAUUACAGUUGAAAUCCACCAAUAUAAAUACAGACUCAAUUAAAAUCCUCACUGUAGUCUAAGAUUGCACAUCUACGCUUUAGAGGAUGCACUCAGUACAAGCAAUAUAUUUCUGUUUGGUGGAAAAAUUAUUUGUAUGUCUUUAAUCUUUUAUUUUAAAAAUCCUAUACUAUGCAUUUCCCAUAUUUAGUAAAUUUAUAUGUAAUUCAAGUUAAGUGUUAAACUUCAGGAAUAUUGUUAAAGAGUCCAAAAGGAACAACAGGGUUUGUUAGCAAUGUGUAAUUAGUAUUGUUUUGUAGGAGAAAUUAUAUAUUAAUUUUAUAAAAAUGUACAUAAGAAACUUCGAAAAUUAUUUGCCUGUGUAAUAUAGCAUCAUUGUGAAAUAUGAUGGUUACUAAAGGAACACUAUACCAUUUUACAGAAACUUUGAUAUUUAGUUUCAGUUUUGUACCAGUUGUCUCUUACCAUGAUAAAUGCAUAUCCUGUUCAGCUUGUUUUAUAUAAAAUAUGAUUCUAGUAGAACUAUGUAAAACUGUUAGCAGAUGAAUAUCACUGAUUUGAAAAAUUAAGUUCAUUAUUUAGCAUGUCUCAACACUCUGGAAGCUUAUUAAUAUAUUGUGAUUUUCUAAUGCAGUCACUGCUUGCAGUCAAGAGAAAUUAUGCAGAGCAUGACCACAUUUAUUCACAUUGUGUAUUUGUUGCACUUUAUAUGUCCACUUAGGCUGGGGCCACACGAGCGCACAAAAUGCGUCCGUUGUAGAAAUAAACAGAGGUGAAUGCUACGCUUGCUUCUGGCUCCACUGCAGACAAAAAACUAUGCACCGCAUUCUGCAACUGUGUGGUGUCCUCAGCAACGUCCGUCAUAAAGUACGUUUGUUGCAACGGAUGUACUUCGUGCGCUUGUGUGGCCCCAGCCUUACACUUUGAGUGCAGCAGUUAUGUGGGAACUACAGUAAGUCCAACCCAACAGUUGGAAGAAACUUCUGAGUACUCCUGUUUGUGAUAGCUAAUGGUUUCUUGUCUGUGCCAUAUGAUCAGUUUAUAAAACUAAAGUACUUUAUUAGUAUAGUCAUUAGGCAUCCUGUGGAAGAGUGAAGAUGUUUUGACACAUCAUCCUUACUAGUCAUUCAUGCCCUCCUUUGAAUCUGAUGUUUGGCUGUAUUACCUUAAUUUUAAGCUGAAAUAUUUUGUGAAAAAUGGUGAACACAGUGUUAUUUUCUCAUCCCUAUAUUAGUAUAUGUAUGACUACCGUUUUUCUGCCUUGAAGUGCCCACCUGUUUCAGUUCUUCCGUCUGUCGUCUUUAAGCAUACAUUUACGUAGGUUACUAUAAUCUGAAGUGUCCUAAUUUUGCUGAGGAUUAGUCCAUGAACUCUUGCAUAGGAUGUUCAUUUCUCUGACAGUGUCCUGAAAUGAGAACAUGAAUACACAGUGAGUUUCUCUUUGUGAACUGCAUCUAUGUUAUGUCUUCUUGCUGUCUUAUGUUUUAUAUUAGGAUUAUACACGUAAGUUGGUUACCCAGUGGAAAUUAUUUGGCCAGUAAAAUAUUUUGUACAGAAAAAUAUUAAUUAUUAUAAUGUAAAAACUAACAUGUCACACCAAGUCUGAAACUACUUAAUCUGUUGGAACCCAUCAAUAUAAAUAAGUAUGAAUUAUCUUGUUUGAAUCAUUACGAAACACACUGUCAAGCGUCAUUUAGAUUUUUGAAGUCUCAGUUCCUAACUAUUAAAAGAUGUGCCUGUCAGUUUUGCAUGUGUUGCAUAAUGACUAGAUUGUGUGCAUGCAUGUGCACAUGACUUUCAAUUUCUGAAGUGGAGCUGCCAGUUCUCCUACAGCUGAGAUUAUUUCACAUUCACAGUUGUCAGUUUUCCAGUAGUCGAGUUGUAUUGAGCCAAAGAACACGGUUAUGCACAGUUACAAAUCCAUACUGUUGUUUUAGAGUUAAAGCCUUCAAUCCUCUAAAUUUUCAGUGAUUAAAAUUUUGUAAUGUUUUUAUAUUGAUAUUAUAAUUAUUUUUUGUCUUAAAUGAAAGCACAGUAAGGUGACAGUUUAACCUCUUUCAGCAAGAGACUGUUGGCUCAGGGUAAUGACAGAAGCACAAUUCAUAAAGUUACAAAAGUAGAAUUGUGGUAGAUAGCAGAAACCUGAAGCCAGUAAGAGACACUUUUAACUAAAUGGUACAUAUAGAAUAAGCUAAAUUAAGGUUGAAUUUCUUGAGAAACUAAUGACCUAUAAAUAAUUUAUGCAGUCAUUAAUAUGUUCAACUGAUUAAAUGAUUAAUUCUAACAUCAUCAUUUACACAUUCAUUUAAAUGUAAAAUAAAACUUAUGAGUCAAUAAAUGCAGACAAAUCCUUCAUCAGUGUGAUGGCUGCGAAGUAACAGAAUUUGUAAUUAUAUCUUCACAUUUCUCAACUGCAAAAAUCAGGUAUUCUUCCAAUUGUAAGAAUGAUAAGUUGCCCUUUCUUGUUUUUCCACAUGCAGUUGUCGUCCUCAUACAAUAUGUUUAUUCAAAUUGAAGUAAUCUUAAUUGAUUUGAGAGAUUUUAUUUAGGGUUUAGUUUUUGUUGUCCCUUUCAUAUUUAGUGUUUGAUAUUUUUUAAUUAACGUUUACCUGUUAGAUUAUUGUUUCACUGUAUAUUCUUUUUGUUGCUUUAUUGUUUUGUCACUUAUAUUAAAUCCAUGUAGGAUAUGCUAUUAUGUAUGGCCAAAUAUUACAGUGAUUAGACUUGUGCUUAAUAUUGAGGAGAUCCUUUGUUCAAACCUUGGUGUACAGACAAUCUAUCCUGAGUUCUCUCUUUCUGUGCAUGUCCCCCCCCUCACUUCCCCUAGGAAACAGCACCAUGGUCAGUUUCUUCUACAGCCUUAUCAUUUAUUUUUGGUGCCUUUCAGUGCUGGGUAACAUGUGCAGUUGGUAGUGCCAUAA